This is a messenger RNA of Penicillium longicatenatum, 1425 nucleotides long. RefSeq lists its product as uncharacterized. NCBI's taxonomy places the organism in Eukaryota, Fungi, Ascomycota, Eurotiomycetes, Eurotiales, Aspergillaceae. The transcript has a single exon. The record is from RefSeq and is a predicted model, not a curated record. The coding region runs from base 1 to 1425 and encodes 474 amino acids.
AUGCAGUCCAUGAAAUUGCCCAUGGGCAAUCUCGACCCUCGUGUGACGAUGACUGAUACUCCAGUAGAUGUCUUACUUUCACCUUCUUUUGCAUCGGUCCUAGCUUUCGAUGAAUCGAAUGAACCGGGAUUCCAGGAUCUCAUAGCACAUGACGAUGAAAACCACUGCGAGCACGCCAUGGACUGGCAGGGUCAACCUGGAUCCAGAAGCUCAUGUGACUCGUCUCUCAAACAAGGCAGUGUCAAGCGAACUCAAUACCCCCGACUCGAACUGGACGUUGCCAUGGACAAAUAUCAUGCUCUCGACGGGCCUACAGAACUAUUGAUCCCGCAGAACACCCCCAACUCAACGAAUGGUAGCCCCAGCGAAGGGCACCGAGGGUACGAAGCCGAGAUUCUACGAACGCGCUCUGCUCCGCAGGCACCUGUAUUGACGCUAGAUUGGCUUGAAGAUAGGGAUUCGAUCAACCCACGAAUUGAAGGGAAGGGAAGACGCCAGCCACCCAAACGCUGUUUCUCCGUCUCAGAUGAACCACGUUCUAAUUCGCCAAUUACUCAAGGAAAUGCCGACUGCCCGACCGUGAACUCCUCCCCCACCAAAGACUUUGCCGAAAGCAUCACUACAAGGUGUGUUAGGUUCUCUCCACCUGAGUCUCCUCGAUGUCGGUCCCCCCGUUCAGGCUCACGCCCUCUUCCAUCAGUGGAGCGCAAACACGACUACAUCUCUCUCUACCGCCAGCAGAAACAGCACGAAAAGUGGAAAGGCGCAGCCCGUGCUUUUGCUCCACGAGUCUCUCCACGUCGCAGUCCUGUCAAAGUACAGCCAUCGACAAUUUUUAAUCCGCGAUCCGAAAUUCGCUUUUCGUCCCUGUCCAACGUGCUCUUCCGCCAGGAUGAUCUCGCAACUCACCUCCAGGGCACACAGCGGGCACAAAGCCCAGAGGCAGAUCCCAUGCUCGAAGACGCACACUCUAACAAAGAAGUUCCGCCACAGGAACGAGUUUAUGACCUUGUUGUUCUGAAUUUCGGCUUUUACCGACCUCGACACACCGAGCAUCUUCCCUGCGAUUCAAAAUGGGCCUUUGUGCGAGUUCGAAUGAGCCCUACUUUCAUACCGGCCCGCAGCUUGGUCGAAGAGGCCCAGCAGACGAAGCAGAUCGUAUGCCGCUUACCAGCUGAGGAUUUGCUUCUUCAUUUCAUUGUUGUUGUGCCCUAUUUUUUUGUGCACGUCCCUCUUACUGCACUAGCCAAGGCCGGUCGACUGGCAAACUCCCGAGCAGGCCUCACGGCCCUCGAUAUCUUGAGAAUUGUCUGGGCCCUCAUAGCCACCUUCGUCAAAAUUGUUGCACAUCGAGUCUGGGGCAUGAAACUCGGUUAUCAUGCGAAUGUCAAUGCUAAGUCACCGAAAAAAUUUCGCCGAUUCUGA